Prinia subflava (tawny-flanked prinia) is the source of this 1476-nucleotide messenger RNA. RefSeq names its product zinc finger protein 664-like. Lineage: Eukaryota; Metazoa; Chordata; Aves; Passeriformes; Cisticolidae. The transcript is spliced from 3 exons. The record is from RefSeq and is a predicted model, not a curated record. The coding region runs from base 1 to 1476 and encodes 491 amino acids.
AUGAAGAGGAAGAUGUCCCAGGACAGCCAGACAAACAAAGAGCUGAGGAUGGAGACCAGGGAGGACAAAUCCCUGCAGCAGAACAUCGUGGAAGAGGCCUUUUUGAGUGGAUCCACAGCACAGGAAUCCAAUGGGGAGGAAAAGACCCGGAGAUCCCGCAGGAGCAGGGGCUGCAGACUCAUCCCAGGGUCCUCUGAGGAGGAAAGACCCACCCUGUGCCAGGAAGGAGGACAGAGCUUCAGCCAGAGGUCAGACCUGGUGGUCCAUAAGGAGCUUAAUGAUGGGGAGAAGCCAUACAAAUGUUUGGAAUGUGGGAAGAGCUUCAGCUGGCGCUACCACUUGAUCCACCACCAAAGGACUCACACUGGGGAGAGGCCCUACGAGUGUCCCCAGUGUGGGAAGAGGUUUUGGACCAGCUCAGAUCUCCGUGUGCACCAGCGCAUCCACACUGGGGAGAGGCCCUACCAAUGUGGGGAAUGUGGGAAGAGCUUCAGCCGACGCUGCAACUUCAUCCGCCACCAGAAUAUCCACGCUGAGAAAAGGCCAUACAAGUGUGGGGAAUGUGGGAAGAGCUUCACCCGACGCAACCACUUGAACUGGCACCAGAAUAUCCAUGCUAAGGAAAGGCCAUACAAGUGUGGGGAAUGUGGGAAGGGCUUCAUCCAGAGGUCCAACCUGAUCAUCCACCAAAGGACUCACACUGGGGAGAGGCCAUACGAGUGUCCCCAGUGUGGGAAGAGGUUUUGGACCAGCUCAGAUCUCCGCGUGCACCAGCGCAUCCACACUGGGGAGAGGCCCUACCAGUGUGGGGAAUGUGGAAUGAGCUUCAGCAGGAGCUCCAACCUGAUCUGCCACCAGAGGACCCACACUGGGGAGAGGCCCUACAAGUGUGGGGAAUGUGGGAAGGGCUUCAACCAGAGGUCCCAACUGAUCACCCACCAGCGCAUCCACACCAGGGAUGGGCUCUGUGAGUGUCCCGAGUGUGGGAAAAGGUUUCAGACCAACUCAGAUCUCCUUGAACACCAGCGGAUUCACACAGAGGAGAGCCCCUUCCCACUGCCCCAACUGCAGGAAGGGCUUCAAGCACAACUCCCACCUCAUCACCCACCAGUGCAUGAACAAUGGGGAGAGGCCCUACCAGUGUGGGGAAUGUGGGAUGGGCUUCAGCAGGAGCUCCCACCUGAUCUGCCACCAGAGGAUCCACACCAAGGAACAGCCCAACCAAGGAUCCACACCAAGGAAAAGCCCAACGAGAGUCCCAUUGGUGGGAUGAUCUUCUGGAGGAGCUCCCACCUGAUCUGCCACCAGAGGAUCUACAACAAGGAACAGCCCAACCAGCGUCCCAGUUGUGGGAUGAGCUUCCGCAAGAGCUCCCACCUGAUCUGCCACCAGAGGAUCCACACCAAGGAACAGCCCAACCAGCGUCCCAAUUCUGGGAUGAGCUUCUUCAGGAGCUCCCACCUGAUCUGCCACUAG